This is a messenger RNA of Coffea arabica (coffee), 4321 nucleotides long. Lineage: Eukaryota; Viridiplantae; Streptophyta; Magnoliopsida; Gentianales; Rubiaceae. The record is from RefSeq and is a predicted model, not a curated record.
UUAAAAUGCGGGUUUCUGUUUUUUCACUGAUCCCUACAGAAAAAGUGGGUGUGCAGGAGGAUUACAAGCACCAGAACUGAGAUUCGAGAACAAAAAUGUCAAAAUCCAAUCGCUUUUUGCAUAGCCUUUUCCUAAAUAAUGUUGCUCCGAGGGCUCUACUACAACUACAAUUAGUGUAGUACUAGCCUCUAGGCCAGGCCCCCAUCUAAGAGACCACACACACGAAAGCACAAUCACAGCCCCCACCACCAUCACAGCCCCCACUCAGCAGCAGCAGCAGUCACUGCACUAGUCAGCACAGAGCAGAGAGCAGAGAGCAGUAUCUCCACCUGCAAAACAUUGUCCACCCUUUCAACACAAGCACACAACCCCCAAGUUUUUAUAAAUAAUUCAAGGAGUCCCCCUCAAUCCAAUCCUCUCGAUUCUUAUAUACCCACAUAGUACUUAAAAAAAAAAAAAAAAAGAAGAUGUACUCUGUAUUUGGCAUAGAGUAGUUAGUAUUCUGUAUUAUCAUAAAGUAGUCAGUACUUUGUAUAUUUAUUAGACUAAUAAGCAAGCAGUGGUAUGAUCCAUCCGACCAAAAUUUUAAAGUUUCUUAACCAAAAAAAAAAAAAAAACAUUUCCCCAACCUUUUUUCAGUUACUCUGGGGGCCGACGUUAGUAGUAAUUAAUAGUAUUUAAUUAAUUAGUGUUGUUGCUUAUUAGGCUAAUGCCGACGCCGGUGGACACGGCCAGGCAAUGCUUCACAGAAGAAGCGGAGCAAGCUCUGGACGAGGCGGUGGCCGUGGCACGUCGCCGUGGCCACGCCCAAACCACCUCUCUCCACCUUGUCUCGUCUCUCCUUUCACGUCCCUCCUCGGCUCUGCGGGAGGCUUGUUCUCGUACCCGGAACAACGCCUAUUCCACUCGCGUUCAAUUCAAGGCUUUGGAGCUCUGCCUUGGCGUUUCCUUGGACCGCCUGCCUUCCACCCCCAACCCCGUCCAGGAGCCUCCCAUUUCCAACUCUCUCAUGGCCGCUAUUAAGAGGUCUCAGGCUAACCAGAGAAGGCAGCCUGAGAAUUUCCAUCUUUAUCACCCUCAUCAGCAGCAAAACCAGUUGUCUUCUUCUCCGUCCUCCAUCACUGUAGUGAAAGUUGAGCUUCGGAACCUGAUUCUGUCCAUUCUUGACGACCCAGUAGUGAGUAGAGUCUUCGGGGAGUCGGGGUUCAGGAGUUGCGAGAUUAAACUAGCUAUACUCAGGCCACUUCAUCGUCAGAUGUUUCGAUACCCCAAAUACAAAGGGCCACCCGUGUUUUUGUGUAAUUUAGGCGGCGGCGAUGAUGAGCUGGGGAGUCGAGCUUUUAGCUUUCCGUUUGUGGGUUUUUCUGGGGUUUUAGAUGGAGAGGAGAACUGUGUUAGGAGAAUUGCGGAAGUUAUGGUACCGAGGGAUAAUAUCAAAGGGAGGAGGAAUCCUCUGCUUGUUGGCGCAUGUGCUUAUGACGCUUUGAGGACUUUCUUCGAAACGCUGCAGAGGAGGCGGGGCUCAGGUAUUCUUCCACUGGAGCUAUUUGGUGUGGGCGUAGUUUGUCUGGAGAAUGAGAUUUUGAGGUUCGUCAGUGGCACGUGUGAAGAGAGUUUUUUGAAGUUGAGGUUUCGGGAGGUUGAUAAAAUGGUGGAAAAUUGUGUCGGAGCAGGGGUGGUGGUGAAUUUUGGUGAUUUAAGGGCAAUGGCUAAGGAGGACGCGCCAGUUGAUGUUCUGAGGCUUGUGAUUAGCGAAUUGACGAGGCUGGUGGAGAUUCAUGGAGACAAAGUAUGGUUGAUUGGAGCGGCUGCGAGGUACGAGACGUAUUCGAAGCUUUUGAAUAUGUUUCCCUGCGUUGACAAGGAUUUGGGCCUGCAGCUUUUGCCUAUUACUACUCUGAGACUGUCUGCGGCAGAGUCAUGCCCAAGAUCCAGCUUGAUGGAGUCUUUUGUUCCGUUUGGUGGUCUCUUUUCUUCACCUUCUGAGAUGAACGUCUCAUUACGUAGCUUGGACCAUGGUGCAUCGUGCUGCCACCUCUGCAAUGAGAAGUGUGAUGAAGACGUUAAUGUUCUUUCAAAUGGAGGGGUCACAACUUCAGUUGCAGAACAUUGUCCAUCCAAUAAACCUUCUUGGUUGCGGAUGACUGAUUUCACCACACACAGUGGCUUGGACGUUGUGAAGGCCAAAGAUGAUAGAGUGUUAUCGAGUACUAAAAUUGCAGGACCGCACAGGAAUUCAGACAAUAUGUUUCAGCCUCUUCAGUGUAGCCAACCAUCUCCUAAGGCAAGUAGUUGUCAAUUGGGAACUCAAUUUACGUCUGUCUUUGGGUAUCAAAUUCCUGAAGAUGGGAAAACGACUGCCAAAGAUGACCCCAGCAGCCCUGCAAGUACAUCUUCAACUCAAAGUGAUAGUAAGAAUAUAGCUUCAUUCAUGUCAACGGAUGUACAGCAUUUUUCUACAACAAAGCUAAGCAGUCCAACAAAUGUGAACUUUCUAUCCAAAUAUAGUGCAAGUGAAAGCGCCUCAAAAGUGAUAGAGGACAAUGGUCACAGUCCUCCUUUCAGUUCUACCAGUUGUACUGCUCAAGACGGCCUCGCUUCUCCAGCCUCUGUUACUUCAUUAACUGUAGAUCUGAAUUUGGGGAUCAGCAGCUCUUCUGCAAGCACAGAACUGGAGAAACCUACAAAUAGUGGUUGCGUGGAUAUAGUGCAGAAUUGCUCCUCCUCCUUGUCUGCAAAUCCUGAGAGCAGAAAUAUCUGGAGCAACAACACUAGAUCUUCAUCUUGCUCCCAUCCUGAUACCACUGGCCAACUUGAUGGAGUAGAUUAUCAGGAUCUCUAUACAGCUCUAGCCAAAAGGAUUGGUAGGCAAGAAGAAGCUCUAAAAAUUAUUAGCCACACAAUUGCUUGUUGCAAAGCAACCACUGAACGGCACCACAGGGAAAACUGUGGAGAUAUAUGGCUUAAUUUUGUUGGACCAGAUAGGUUAGCCCAGAAGGAACUUGCCAUUGCGCUCUCUGAAAUAUUGCAUGGAAGCAGAGAACACCUAAUCCAUGUGGACCUAAGUUUCCCAGAUGAGAUGAUCCAUGCAAAUGCUACCAUUGAUCUACAGGUGUGGAGUGAUCUUACUGAUGUUUACCGUGGAAAAAACGUUGUUGAUUAUAUUGCUGGGAAACUAUUCAAGAAACCUUUUUCUGUUUUGCUACUUGAAAAUGUUGACAAAGCUGAUUUGCUUGUUCAAAGUAGCUUGUCCAAAGCCCUGAAAACUGGUAGGUUCUCAGACUCGCAUGGAAGAGAAUUUGGCAUUGGCAAUGCCAUAUUUUUGACAACCUCAGAGUCUGCAGAUGGUGAUAAAACCAUAAAUGCUGGAAAAGCUGGCUAUUUUGAGGAAGACAUGUCAAAAAUGAAGGGAUUGCCUAUCCAAAUGUUGAUAGGAUUUGAUCUUGGUGACUAUGAGACGAGCCACAACACAGAUAUGUUGGAUAGAACCAGUAAAGGCAGUUCUAACCGGAUCUUCAUGAACAAAAGAAAGCUUAUUGGUAAUACAGGCUUUGUAGAACGACAGGGCAGUUUGGAGAUGGCAAAGAGAGCCCAUAGGGCUUCAAAUACACAGCAUUUAGAUUUGAACGUUCCUGCCGAAGAGGGUGAAAUAUGCGACGGUAUCUCAGGCAGUGACUCAAUUCCAGAAAGCUCCACAACAUGGCUGGAAGAUUUCUUGGGACAAGUAGAUGCAGUUGUGGCUUUUAAGGCAUUUGAUUUUGACGCAGUUGCUCAGAAAAUACUCGAGGACAUAAGCGAGUGCUUUCAGAAAGUUGUUCACUCAGAAUGUUCUCUGGAGAUUGAUUCCAGAGUGAUGAUGCAGAUGGUUGCAGCUGCAUGCUUAGGGGACAAGAGGAAAGUGGAGGAUUGGGUCCAACGCGUUCUUGGCCAAGGAUUUGAAGAAGCUCAGGAGAAGUAUAGCCUAACUGCUCGUUCCACUGUAAAACUUGUUCUCCGCGAAGGUGUUUUUCCCGAAGAACGAACGCCAGCAGAAUUCCUUCCUUCUACAAUCAUAUUGAACUGAUUUGUGCAUUAUAUUUCGUGGUGAAUAAGCAUUUAAAAUCUGAAGCCUUAGCGUCUAGGACACCUGAUUUGGCCUUAUCAUCAAUCGAUCGCAUAACUGUUAUGGCGGGGAUAUGUGCAGGUUUCGAUUGACCAGUAAUCCGUGCUUCAGAUCGCCUGUGUAAUAUGUUUUAUGUAAAUUGAGCUUAGUUUGUAGUGUAAAAAGUUUACAAGCAUGAAUGGUAGCAGAAUACUUAAUAAGAUCUCAUCUUUUUGCUGA